AUGUCAUACGCACUCUCUACGCCUGAGAAGGUGGCUUUGUACAUGCGCCUGGUGUUUAUAGCCCCUUGGCAGAUUCUGUUCUCUGUAAUUCGAGUAUUGGUCAUCACUCAAAUUCGACGAAUCCCAGCGUCUUUGUUCCUCGUGUCCGCCAUUUUGAAGAUUGUGCUGGGAACUCUCUCCCCGCGCCAAAUCCAGUACUUAUCUUCUUCUACAAGAGAAACAUACAAGUUGUGGAUACAGAAAAAGAAAGCAGCCGAAACUGACCUAGGCACUACGAAUGUGCUUUCUUAUGAUAUAGAAUUCUUGGAGUCUGAUGCAACACUUCUGUGGGUCGGAAGUCGCCACGUGGCUAAAAAGAUCGUCCUUUUCUUUCACGGCGGAGGAUAUGUUGCCCCAUUACUCCCCGGCCAUUUGGAAUGGUGUUGGAGGACGUAUGUGGCUGCAGGUCGGGAGACGGACAUCGAGGUGGCAGUCGCCAUUUUGGAAUAUCAAUUGUGCCCUAAGGCAAAGUAUCCCGACCAAUUACGCCAGGCCGUAACAGCACUUUCACAUACAUUAAGUCGAAACAUCCACCCAAGAAAUGUUAUCAUCGGCGGGGAUUCUGCGGGCGGGAAUCUAGCAGCGCAGGUACUCUGCCAUCUGGUUGAGCCGCAUCCAUCAGUCCCCGAACUGAUCAUAUCUGAGCCUCUGGGAGGUGCAUUUCUUGUGUCUCCGUGGCUGUCUCAAUCUACGAAGGAUCCUUCAUUCUUGAAGAAUUCAUCUAUCGAUAUGCUUUCGGCCAAAACGGUGGACAAAUCAACAAAGGAGCUACUUCCGGACGGGCAUGGCUCUCUGAGCAAGCUUGCUUUCCCCCUUGAUCGCGACAGGGUUUGGCUGAAAAGACUUGGUUUAGUCUUGAGUCAUAUGUACGUUACGGUCGGAAGUCACGAGGUGUUUCUAGAUCAGGUGGAAGUAUUUGUCGAUGAGGUACGGCGUGUGGAGUGUAUGCCGUCACUACGGUAUGACUUGCAGAUAAAGCAAGCGCACGACUUUAUCUUGCUUGAGGGCCAGAGAAAUGAAGAUGGGGAGUGCAUUCAGUCUAUGAGAGUGUGGAUGAAGGAUUGGCUGAUGAAGAAGAUUUAA
Molecule: messenger RNA, 1122 nt
Organism: Clonostachys byssicola
Lineage: Eukaryota; Fungi; Ascomycota; Sordariomycetes; Hypocreales; Bionectriaceae
Source: the annotation of a GenBank genome assembly